Molecule: messenger RNA, 1517 nt
Organism: Pteropus alecto (black flying fox)
Lineage: Eukaryota; Metazoa; Chordata; Mammalia; Chiroptera; Pteropodidae
Gene: FBXO15
Product: F-box protein 15
Exons: 9
Coding region: 143-1402 (419 amino acids)
Molecular function (GO): protein binding
Source: RefSeq, a predicted model, not a curated record
CAAUUUUGCUGCAGGCUGCACGACUCUGAAGCAGUCUGCCAGGCAUGGAAGGAGCUGUGAGAGAUCCUCGGCUCACUGCUCCGUGUCUCUGGACGGCUUGCCUUCAGAAAUCUUGCUGAAGAUACUGUCCUACCUGGAUGCUAUGACCCUGCUGUGCACUGGGUGUGUGAACAGGCGCUUUUAUCAUCUGGCCAAUGACAAUUUUAUUUGGAUCAGAAUCUACUCAACUGCUUUUUCGCCUAAAAGGUCUAAUUGGAAAGUUAAUUCAGUAGAGAAAACAGCUGAGCCUGUGAACUUGCUGUCGGUUGAGGAUAAAGAAGCUGGAUAUUGGAAGAAAGAAUAUGUCACAAAGCAGAUCGCCUCUGUAAAGGCAGCCCUCGCUCAGGUUCUCAAACCUGUCGACCCUUACACAGGCCUUCCAGUGAAGACCAAAGAGGCCCUCAGAAUAUCUGGUCUAGGUUGGGUAAUUAUAUUGAAAGAAAAAGGUGGAAAAGAAUACAUCAUGGAGCAUGUCGAUCUCUCCAUAAACGAUUCAUCAGUUACGAUCGUGUGGUAUGGCAAAAACUGGCCACGGCUCGCCACAUUGUCAACCUUAGAUUUGUGUGGUGUGACACCAGUUUUUAUUGACCGGUCCAAAACCCCCACCAAAAACAGACCUAGAUGGCAUUCUCUAAUUGCCAAGUACAGCCUCAGGGAUCUGCCCGGCUCCACCGUGAUGGGCUGUGACGGGAUCAUUCGGCUUUUCCGCCUAAACCCGGGCCUCCUGGUGGGGCUGUGGAAGAGGGAGGAAGAACUGGCUUUUGUCAUGGCAACUCUUCAUUUCCAUCACCUUGUGGAGAGGAGCACGUUGGGCUCAGCCACUGUUCCCUCUGAGCUGCCUGCUCAUACUCCCCUUCUGGAUGACAGCCCAGAGCGCGGCCUGCAUGGCUUCCAGCUCCAUGUCGACAUGCACAGUGGCGGGACUUCCUACCUGUGUAGCACAUUUCACAAUCUCUUUACCAAGAAAGGAUGUAUUGAAAAUGGAUACGUGAAACUCAUUGUGAUAAGGUUUAAAAAUAACACAGAACACCUACCUCUUAUUGGAAAAGUUGGCUUCACCUGGAGGACUGAUAUUUUUGACGGCUAUAUAAAGAGUUGUUCUAUAAUGGACAUAACUCUUUUGGAUGAAUAUGGGAAACCCUUUUGGUGUUUCAGUUCCCCGGUUUCCAUGAGCUCUUCUCCCAGCCCCUCUGACGGUCCUAAUUUCUUGGGACAGACAUACCGUGUUGACUACAUGGACUCGACAGGACAAGUGCACAUGGAGCUGGUGUGGAUCGAAGAGACAGAAGAAUACUUCAUUGUCAGCCUGGUCCUCUACCUCAGUACAGCAAAAAUAAACCACUGGUUUGGGACUCAAUACUAAAUGUUAGCAGUAGGUGGAAAAUUACUAUUGCCAUUUAUUUAUUUUGGACUAACCAGUUUUGUUCUUGGUGUUGGAAGUUAAAAUAAAGCAGUCGUCUGUCUGUUGCCUUAUUUCA